UUCUUCUUCUUAUUUACAUCAGUUUUUUAACUUUCAUUAAAUUACAUUAUGGGUUAUUUACCUGCUACUUUCCAACAAAAUCAAUUAUUACCAUCUCAAAAAGUGUUUAUUUAUGUUGGUGAUAUCACUGAAUUAAAGGUGGAUGCUAUAGUUAACCCUACAAAUCCAAAUCUUACCAAUGGUGGUCGUGGUACUGCCUCCGCAGCAAUUUUGAAAGAAGCAGGCGAUGCAUUGGAACAAGAUUUACUAAAACGUCCAACUCUUGUAUUUGGGGACGCCAUUACUACGCCAAGUUACCUAUUACCAUGCAAUUAUGUGAUUCAUACUGCUGUCCCUCAUGUUACUCAAGGUGAAGAAACUUUACGAUCUUGUUAUCGUCGAUGUUUGGAACAACUGGAAGGACAAAGAAAAGAAUCCAUCGCGUUUCCUUGUAUGGGUACAGGUGUUCAAGGAUUUGAUCAAGAAAGGGCUGCUCAUAUCGCAUUAUCCACAGUUCGCAAUUAUAUUGCCAGUGAUGCAAACGAUCAGAUUAAACAGUUUAUUUUCUGUUUAUACAGUAUCACAGAUAAAGAAAUUUAUCAAAAAAUUUGGCCAUUUUACUUCCAAGGUCCCCCACAAAAUUAUCUUCAAUUGUAGCAAAAGAACAUACUAUAUAGAAAAUAGUUUAUAUAUUUCUUGAUUACACAUAGUCCAAUUCCAAUAAGUACCAAUAAAAAAAAACAAUACUUUAUUUACUUUGACAAAAUAACAAAGAUCUAUGAAGAAGAAAAAGAGGUGAUGGAUGUGAAAAAGAAUUUAUAUGAUGGAAACAAAAGUGUGGAAAAUAAUAUGGGGGAUCAAAUAAUAAUAAUAAUAAUAAUAAUGGGAUAAUAUAUCUAAUCUUUCUUCAAAGUUUCUUCCACAGCAGG
Molecule: messenger RNA, 908 nt
Organism: Halteromyces radiatus
Lineage: Eukaryota; Fungi; Mucoromycota; Mucoromycetes; Mucorales; Cunninghamellaceae
Exons: 7
Coding region: 49-636 (195 amino acids)
Source: RefSeq, a predicted model, not a curated record